AAUUUCAAUAAAAAUAUAAAAAAAAAAAUAAUAUCAAGUAUGAAGAUGGUCUAUAAAAUGGAAUGCGCUAUGUUUACGUCUUUUACGUGAGCGUGAUGUUCCCGCGAACCACGUGGCGACGUUAGAUACCUAAAUUUGAGUAACGCAGAUUUGUGACAGCGUCCUUAAAACGUAAGCGGGCUUUUAAUGGCCCUAUCACUGAGUAUAUUAAAGAUUGGCGCGAGCCGGCGCUAUUUGUACGGUACAGACUACAGUUGAGGAGCGUUGAUAAGUCAUUUGAAAUCGUGAAUCGUGGCCGACUUACGUGGAAGCAUAAAUAAAGUCACCAACAUGUCUAUGCCGGCGUACGACAGCUGGUUUGUUCGUACCAACGACGUAUACCAGCUGUGGGCCAACCAGCCCACAUACAUAAUAUCCCAAGCUGUGUAUAUAUUUGCUGGUAUCCUAACCUUAUUACACGCAAUCAGCAAGGGUGGCAGGUGGCCUUACUUCUGGCUGGCCACAGUCCUCCAUGGCGUAUUCACGGAUAACUUUUGGGCCAUCGCAGUGCCACAGUUCGACAACUUUUGGCAUUCACAAACACCCUUAAUUUUCUUGGGAGGAAGAUUGCCUCUUCACAUUAUUUUGCUGUAUCCCGCGUUCAUUUACCACGCGGCGUACGCGGUCUCGCGCCUCAACCUGCCCAGAUACGCAGAACCAUUCGCCGUUGGUCUAUUGACCGUUCUGAUAGACAUCCCAUACGAUAUAGUGGCUGUUAAAUUCGUACAUUGGAUGUGGCACGACACUGACCCGAAUAUAUUCGACCGCCACUAUUGGGUACCUUGGAAUUCCUAUUACUUCCAUGCAACUUUUGCCGCGAGUUUCUAUUUCUUCUUCCACUCGUUCAGGAACUGGUAUGCGCCAAAGGUGUCACAAUGGGCUUCUGCGGGGAAAUACGUGGAAAUAUCCUCUCUAAUUCUGGCCUCUCUCCUCGGAAUGCCGGGUGGAGUGGUGAUGUUCAUACCUAUUUACCAUCCACUACACGAUUUAUUCAACAUACAUUCAGAAGUGACGUUCUUCUUCCUUGCUUCUAUAUUCCUGGCGAUUGUACUGGUUGGUCUACUGAGCGACAGGGAGAAGUGCCAGGACAGGCUAACAAUGUUCGAUUACGUCCUUAUACUACAACUGGCUCUCCACUACAUAAUAUACUGGAGUUUCGUGGUAUUCCUGAACCCGGAGGAUGAAGUAUCUGUUGGUUUCCAUCAGCCGAUUGGACCCUGUGAUGACGUCACACAUUUCACAUCUCCAUUUGGUCAGAAACUGUCCAAGAAGACGUUCCUGUGCCCCACGAACUACGACGAGAAGUACUUCGACUUCCACUGCGUUGGGGGCAAACUGCCUCAGAACGGCUCCAACUGGUACACCAUUUGUGGAACACCUUUUGAAAACCGAGCGGAGUACAUCACCGUCCUAACUGCAAUAUUAGUAUUUGCUUUUGCUAUCUUCCGCGGAAUAUAUUUCAAAACCCUAGUACCCGUGUCCGCGGCAAAAGUUGUUCGUAAUAAAAAGAAAGUAAACUAAUGCCAUAGUUGGUAAAUGUCAAUGUCAAUAUUAAUAAGUCAAAGUUUUUUGUCAGUCGACGUGUUAAAUGAUUGGUUAAAUGUUCUAUG
This is a messenger RNA of Colias croceus (clouded yellow), 1649 nucleotides long. RefSeq lists its product as uncharacterized. The coding region runs from base 331 to 1560 and encodes 409 amino acids. NCBI's taxonomy places the organism in Eukaryota, Metazoa, Arthropoda, Insecta, Lepidoptera, Pieridae. The transcript has 8 exons. The record is from RefSeq and is a predicted model, not a curated record.